CGAUCACCGGCUCUUGUCACAUCCUCUACAAUGGCUCCCCCUUCGCAGAAGAAACGCAGACUCGAAGAUGGUAUGCGCGGCAAGACCGAACGUCCUAAAAAGCGGUUCCGCAAACAGACGGAAUACCACAGUUCUUCGGAGGAUUCAAACGCAGAAGAUGAGGGAGGUUUUGCAGCGGUCAACCUCGACGACAGUGAUGAGGGCAUAAAGGUACACCCGGCGCGAAAGGCGAAGCGAAAAUCGGCAGAACAGCGCAAAAAGAAGGAAGAUGUGCAUGGUGAAGCGCAUGCCCAAGAUCAAGACCGCGAAGACAGCGCAGAUGAAGGAUCAGAGCAAGGAGAAGAUUUAUCAGACGACGACGACGAUGAUGAUGCAAACACAGUCGGUACAGGUGCCAACCGAAAACGAGCAAGCAAACGCAACGACCCGGAAGCAUUCUCUACCUCCAUCUCCAAAAUCCUAUCCACCAAACUCUCUCAAUCAGCCCGCAAAGACCCCGUCCUAUCCCGAAGCAAACAGGCCACAGACACGAGUACCUCCCUCGCAGAUGAGAAGCUCGAAAGGAAAGCCAAGGCCAAACUACGAGCAGAGCGCCGUGAAGACCUAGAGCGAGGAAGAAUAAAGGACGUGCUGGGGUUGAAUUCAGGCACAGCAGGAGAGAUCGCUGAGGAGGAAAAGCGCCUGCGCAAGAUCGCACAACGGGGUGUGGUCAAGCUGUUCAACGCCAUUCGGGCCGCCCAGGUCAAAGGCGAGCAGGCAGCUCGGGAGGAACGAAAGAAGGGGACGAUUGGAAUGGCCAAUCGUGAAGAGAAGGUGAAUGAGAUGAGUAAACAAGGGUUCCUGGAUCUAAUAGGAGGGAAGAAGAAGGCUACCGCAGUGCAAUAACGUAGCCCUUUG
This is a messenger RNA of Exophiala xenobiotica, 897 nucleotides long. RefSeq lists its product as uncharacterized. Lineage: Eukaryota; Fungi; Ascomycota; Eurotiomycetes; Chaetothyriales; Herpotrichiellaceae. The transcript has a single exon. The record is from RefSeq and is a predicted model, not a curated record. Gene Ontology annotation, biological process: maturation of 5.8S rRNA; maturation of LSU-rRNA. Gene Ontology annotation, cellular component: preribosome, large subunit precursor. Bases 31 to 885 code for a protein of 284 amino acids.